This is a messenger RNA of Mangifera indica (mango), 861 nucleotides long. Its product is annotated as ankyrin repeat-containing protein At5g02620-like. Gene Ontology annotation, cellular component: plasma membrane. The record is from RefSeq and is a predicted model, not a curated record. Bases 116 to 628 code for a protein of 170 amino acids. Gene Ontology annotation, molecular function: protein phosphatase 1 binding; protein phosphatase regulator activity. The transcript is spliced from 6 exons. Lineage: Eukaryota; Viridiplantae; Streptophyta; Magnoliopsida; Sapindales; Anacardiaceae.
CUGACUCUCUGAAACUUCUGCUAUCUUUCCAUUUGAUGCUGAGAUCUAUCAAUGACAACGACGAGUGCUCUGAUUGCAUCAAAAAUGACAUCGAGGCUGACUUCAAUCCUGUCAAAUGCUAACGUCGAGACUGCUUUUUCCCAUAAGAAAGUUAUUGGUGAAGGGGACAGGGAUUCUGUACAGUCUUAAAUUUCAAUCUGAGUGGAACUGUAGUGAUUCAUUGUUGUAUUGCCUGAGAGUUGCAAAUAACGUACCUUCAGCCAAGGAUGCAUCAGACAGAGCAUUGGUCCAACACAAGGGAUGCUUUAAAGUUGCUUCGGUAGAUCUGAGUCCUAAGAUGCUGAAAGCAGAGCAAGAGCCUAGAAAUGGAUUUGAUGCAUUUCACUUUGUUAACAAACAAGGGGAUUUGGGAAGUGGCCUUGCAACAAUAGCUACAAGUAAUGGGAAGACAGCCCUGCAAUCAGCGGCGAGGAAUGGACAUUUGGAGGUUUUCAGGUCACUUUUAGUGGCAGAUCCUGGGAUUGCUACACAGACUGAUAAAACGGGACAAGCCACACUUUCCAUGGCUGUCAAAGAGCAGCAUAUUGAGAUCAUGGACAGGGCUGGAUUCAAGCCAAGUCUAGCCUGAAGAUGGGCUAACUUGGCUUGAGUUCGGCCCAAAUCUUAUAUAACUAGUUUGAACUCAUUUGAAAUGACAAGAGAUGUUGUCAAAAAUCGUCAGCAAAAUAAAUAGUCAUUGCUGAAAUGAACAGUUUCAUCAAAGGGGAUUCAGAUCAAGUGUAAGUCAGUCCAUCGAAAUGAAACUCUAAUUUAAAUUUGGUUUAAAUCAGAUUAAAUAAUAAUUCUAGUCAAACUUGCUCA